Paecilomyces variotii is the source of this 2557-nucleotide messenger RNA. Its product is annotated as metallopeptidase Mip1. Gene Ontology annotation, biological process: peptide metabolic process. The transcript has a single exon. NCBI's taxonomy places the organism in Eukaryota, Fungi, Ascomycota, Eurotiomycetes, Eurotiales, Thermoascaceae. The coding region runs from base 91 to 2466 and encodes 791 amino acids. Gene Ontology annotation, cellular component: mitochondrion. The record is from RefSeq and is a predicted model, not a curated record. Gene Ontology annotation, molecular function: metalloendopeptidase activity.
ACUCCGUCAUCGCCGAUACUUAGUAAGUCUUCACGCUGUGCCUUUGCAACCCCCCGACAGCUGCUUUGGAUCAGCGUUUUCGCGUGCACGAUGCUGAAGACUCUGAACCGCAGCCCGUGGACCUGCCAGCAGUGUCUGCGGCGUCUGCAGCACGUUCAGUCGCGGCGAUCCUUCGAGACUGCGGCGACAUCUGCCGUCAGGUCGUUAUCCGAAGACCACGCGCCAGCAGACAGCUCUGUGGACAGGCGCCAUGAUGACGAUGUGCUACGGAAGGUGUUCGACUCGCGACCGUUUUGGAAAGAUUUCUCGCAGCGAGGCGCUGGUCUCUCGAAGCGCACAGGCCUGGUGCAGAACCAAUACCUCAAGAGUCCCGAAGGAUUCAGAGAGUUCGCCCAUGCCUCUCUGCAGAAAUGCCAGAGGAUAGUGGCCAAGGUACUGGCCGCGUCCACUCUGGAAGAAUACAGAUCUAUGGCGCGAGAUCUAGAUCGUCUGAGCGACCUGCUAUGUCGAGUGAUUGACUUGUCCGAUUUCAUGAGAUCUAUACAUCCCGACCGACGAGUGCAGGAGGCGGCUACGCAGGCGUAUGCGCUGAUGUUUGAAUAUAUGAAUGUCUUGAAUACGACGACUGGUCUAAAUGAGCAGCUCAAAAAAGCUGCAGCCAACCCUCUGGUUACGGCGCAGUGGACCGAGAGUGAGAAGAUGGUGGCUCAAAUAUUGAUCAAGGACUUCUCGAACUCCGCCAUCCAUCUUCCACCAGAUGAGCGUCAAAGAUUUGUCAACCUCUCGAAUGAUAUUAGCCAACUGGGAUCGGACUUUGUCAACGGAGGAGAGCCUGCCAAGUCCCACGUCACAGUCAGCAAGAACAGUCUGCGCGGGCUGGAUCCGGUCGUGGUGCAGCAGCUGGGGAGAUGGAGCAAGGCGUCUAUACCAACAGUGGGAAUGGUUCCUCGUCUGGUGUUGCGGUCAGUCCAUGACGAGGAGACUAGGAAGGAGGUAUAUCUUGCAACACGAACCUCUAGCAAGAAACAGAUCCACCGGCUAGAGCAAUUGUUGCUCAAGAGAGCAGAACUUGCUAAGCUUUCUGGUUACCCUAGCUUUGCACAUAUGACAUUGAGUGACAAGAUGGCGAAGACGCCAGAGGCUGUGUCUAACUUCUUGCUUUCCCUUGUCUCGAGCAACAGAGGACCGGUCCAGGAAGAAUUGGCCCAGCUCCAGAAGCUGAAGGGCGCAUCGCCCUUGCAGCCGUGGGAUCAUCCCUACUACGUUAACCAGCGAGUUUUCGAGUAUUCGCAGGCCCGCAGAUCUCGUGAGCUUAGUAUGAUUCCUGAAUUCUUUUCGCUUGGAACCGUGAUGCAAGGUCUUUCCCGACUAUUUGACCGUCUAUACGGUGUGCGUCUUGUGCCUCAGGAGACGGCUCCUGGGGAAACCUGGAACUCGGAUGUGAGACGAUUGGAUGUCGUCGACGAGUCCGGACGUCACAUUGCUGUGAUAUAUUGCGACCUCUUCACGCGGCCGGAUAAGAGCCCGAAUCCGGCCCAUUUCACGCUACGCUGCUCGCGUGAGAUCUCCCAAGAGGAGAUAACGGAGUCUGCUGCUAUAGAGCAGUCACUGCAUCCUAAUGAUGGAAUGGCCACUGCUCGCGACCCGGAAUCCAAGACCCUGCGCCAACUCCCAACUAUCGCGCUGGUCUGUGAUUUCCCAGAGCCGCCGGCCUAUGGAGACGGCCCUCCUUCACUUCUGAGCGAACAUAGCGUUCGGACACUGUUCCAUGAAAUGGGCCAUGCUGUCCAUUCCAUUCUAGGCCAGACGUCUCUCCAGUCGAUCUCGGGUACGCGCUGCGCUACUGACUUUGCGGAACUGCCCUCUGUGCUGAUGGAGAGUUUCGCCACGGCCCCGGAAGUUCUAUCUCUCUAUGCUCGGCACUGGAAAACCGACGAGCCGCUUUCAGAGAGUAUGAUGCGCAGCAUGGACCUCGAUCGAUCAGCUCAUGGAUCCAUCUACGGCGCCGUGGAAAAUGAAGCACAGAUUCUCAUGGCCUUGGUCGAUCAGGCAUAUCACUCUCUCCCUCCAGAGCAUCAGACCAUUGACAGUACCGCCAUCUAUCACAGUGUAUUCUCUGAGCACUCAAGCCUCCCUGACCCCAAAACCAACCCACCUACUUCGUGGCAGGGUUUCUUUGGCCACUUGUACGGCUAUGGCGCGACGUAUUACAGUUACAUCUUCGAUCGCGCCAUCGCAAACAAGCUCUGGCAGGACGUGUUCAAGGCAGGCGAGGCAGCAGUAGACCGCGAAGCUGGCGAGCGGUACAAGAACGAGGUUCUCCGCUGGGGCGGUGGCCGCAACGGAUGGAAUUGUGUAGCCGGUGUCCUUGGCAGUGACAACCCAUCGAAUGCAGAUGGCCGUCUCGCAGAGGGAGGCGACGAGGCAAUGCGUGAGGUUGGUCGAUGGGGUUUGGGUCGCCAUUAGGGUCAGAAUCUGAUAUAUACCCCCGUUCUCGCUAGAUGUGUACGUAGAAUAAAUAAUGUCCAUACUGACUUAAUGCAAUGAAAUAUAACAU